AUGGUACUGGAUGAGAAAAACCGGAGCUCUGUGACCACAUUCGUCCUCCUGGGCUUCUCAGAAUACCCACACUUCUGGGUACUGCUCUUUCUGGCAUUCUUGACCAUCUACACAGUCACUCUGGUGGGAAACCUGGGCAUAAUAGCGGUCAUAAGGAUCAAUCCUAAAGUCCACACACCCAUGUACUUUUUCCUCUGCCAUCUAUCCUUUUUGGAUAUUUGUUAUUCCAGUGUGUUUACACCCAAACUGCUAGAAAUCUUGGUUGUUGAAGCCAGAAGUAUCACUUUCAGAGGCUGCAUGGUACUAUUUUUCUUUGGCUGCACAUUUGUGAUUACAGAAAUGUUCGUGUUAGCGGUGAUGGCCUAUGACCGAUUUGUGGCUGUUUGUAACCCCUUGCUCUACACAGUUGCCAUGUCUCCUAAGCUCUGUGCUCUCCUGGUAGCUGGGUCCUACACAUGGGGUGGGAUCUGUUCCCUGACACUCACAUAUUCUCUUGCGGAACUAUCCUUCUGUGGCUCAAACAUCAUAAAUCACUCUGGCUGUGAGUAUUCUGCCAUCCUCUCUCUCUCCUGCUCUGGCCCUUACUUUAGCCAGAUGGCGUGUUUAAUCAUUUCUACUUUCAAUGAGACUAGUAGCCUCCUGAUUAUCCUCACUUCCUACAUUUUCAUCGUUUUCACUACCAUCAAGAUGACUUCUUCUGGUGGACUCCAUAAAGCCUUCUCCACCUGUGCCUCCCACCUGACUGCCAUCACCAUCUUCCAUGGCACCAUCCUUCUGCUCUACUGUGUGCCCAACUCCAAAAGCUCCUGGCUCCUGGUCAAAGUGGCCACUGUGUUUUUCACAGUCAUGAUCCCCAUGCUGAACCCCUUAAUCUACAGUCUUAGAAACAAAGAUGUGAAGGGGACAGUUAUUAAGUUAAUCGUCACCAAACUCCUUUCUCACUCAAUAUAA
Molecule: messenger RNA, 951 nt
Organism: Loxodonta africana (African savanna elephant)
Lineage: Eukaryota; Metazoa; Chordata; Mammalia; Proboscidea; Elephantidae
Product: olfactory receptor 1165-like
Exons: 1
Coding region: 1-951 (316 amino acids)
Biological process (GO): sensory perception of smell; G protein-coupled receptor signaling pathway
Cellular component (GO): membrane
Molecular function (GO): olfactory receptor activity; G protein-coupled receptor activity; odorant binding
Source: RefSeq, a predicted model, not a curated record